Messenger RNA from Protobothrops mucrosquamatus (brown spotted pit viper), 1034 nucleotides. RefSeq lists its product as uncharacterized. The transcript is spliced from 8 exons. The coding region runs from base 191 to 904 and encodes 237 amino acids. Lineage: Eukaryota; Metazoa; Chordata; Lepidosauria; Squamata; Viperidae. Gene Ontology annotation, cellular component: membrane. The record is from RefSeq and is a predicted model, not a curated record.
AUUCUGAUUGCAGGAAGGAAAGAGUGGGGCUUGGCAGCCAGAGAGAGUCCCUGGAUGACCAAGUCAUUCCCACCAGACUGUAGCUGCUGACCCAGGCUGGUGAACUUCUCAAGCUUUUUUUGAGUAAGGAGCUUAAACCUAGCUGAGGAGGUGCAAAGGCUUUGUGCCUGUUUUUCCCCAACUUCCUGUAAUGGCUCCUUUUCUUUGUUGGCACAGUGGAAGAGAGAAGAGCGUUCGAAGUGGAAUGGAUCGCUACAGAUAUUUCAUCUUCAACCAGAGAAGCAUGCUGAUAUUAGGGCUAUUUCAGAUAGCUUGUGCCACAGUUUGUGUCAUCAGUGGAUUAAUAGAUGAUGUUGUCAGAAAGGAAUCAGCAUUGAGUAAAUCUAAGAUACCCAUUUGGGCUGGAGUGUUUAUGAGCAUUCCUGGAAUUAUGGCUUUAAAUUCAACUCAGAGGAAGAAUCCCAUUCUGGUGAAUGCCAUGAUAAUCACUUCAGUAUUUUCCUGUUUCACCACUUCAAUUGUAAUACUUUAUGCCUCUAUGACAUUAGAGUAUGGUGAAAAAUAUGAGUGGUCCUCUAACCACUCAGCUAUCGUAAUUGUGCUGGGUAAACUGGUUCAAGGAGCUAACAUCACAAUGAUGAUUUCAUCAAUUUUUAGUAUAUUUAUUGUGCUGGUGAUUGUGUAUGUCAGCUGCCGAAGUCUUCCAUGUUGUUCGUGCUAUGACAGUAUCACUGGACUUGAGCAUCUAAAAAUUAAUGAAGACCAGUUACAAGCUACAGAAUUAGUUUGCCUUUCAUGUGAUCAAGCGGACAGAAUUUUUAAUUCUCCAGUAAAACUUCCACAACUAAAUAAAGAAACAGAUUAUGAAAUAAGUGACCCUCCUUCAUACAUCAGGCUGACUUAGAAACAAAUUCCAGAAGGAUGUCAUGCAAGAGACCCUUAGUAAUUUUUUAAAAGGUAUUAAAUGCGUGUAAUUAUUAAAGAAAUUGAAAAAUACUCUUGAACAGAUGCUGAAAAUAAAGGCGUUAACAUUG